UCGUCCGGUGGAAACAGAUGCUUGGGUGUCGAAUAAACAGUUCCAGUGUACAGGCACAGUAACCCGGAGAAAUUUGCCAAUUUUUGCCAUUUUUACACGAUUUAUAAUCGUUGCAGUGUUGCACUUUUACUUAUAAGUUAAAACUAUAUCUACUAUAACAUCGGAAUAAAAAGAAAUUAGAGAAAAUAGUGUAAGCUCACGUAGUUAGCUUUGUACGUUUUAUUAUUAAAAAAAACAUGGCGGCGUCCUUGAGCAGCACAGGGAGCGUGAGGCUGCUGAGUGCCUUAGCCAGGUCCGGCUCGUCACGCAGCAACUCUGGAAGCAGAGCGCUACACGUCACUGCGGCGUGCUGCAAGAAUCGAGCAGCUCGUGUCCGAGUGGGGAAAGGAGACAGACCUUUGACCUAUGAGCAAGCACUUCCGCCUCAUUACAUUGGCCACCGCAAAGGCUGGCUGUCGCAGCAUACCAGUAACCUCAGAGGAGAAGAGGGAGCAGCUGAACGCACCACAGAGGACGUGUUCGUGAGGCGUUUCAUGUUCGGGACCUUCCACAACUGCCUGGCCAAUGAGAUCGUGAUCAAAAGGCGCGGCAACGUGCUCGUAGUGUGUGCUUUAAUGCUACAGAAAUUACCACCACAGAAGUUUUACUUUUUAAUAGGCUAUUCAGAGUCACUACUGUCGCACUUCUACAAAUGCCCCGUCAAGUUAGAGAUUCAGACCCUGCAGGAUAAAGCUGUGUACAAGUACCUGUGAUGGAACCGUGCAGUGCUAAUGCUAAAUGUUUCUCCUGUACAAAAUGGUGACUUUGUUCCCGUCUCCAUUCCUGCUCACAGUGAUUUCCCCAAAAUGGAUUCAAAGGUUUUCAGCGUCAGUGCUUUUGUGAAACGAACUCUCAGAAUUAAAGAAAAUACAAUCACA
This is a messenger RNA of Siniperca chuatsi (mandarin fish), 917 nucleotides long. It is a transcript of the gene mrps24, whose product is annotated as mitochondrial ribosomal protein S24. The record is from RefSeq and is a predicted model, not a curated record. NCBI's taxonomy places the organism in Eukaryota, Metazoa, Chordata, Actinopteri, Centrarchiformes, Sinipercidae. The coding region runs from base 237 to 752 and encodes 171 amino acids. Gene Ontology annotation, biological process: translation. Gene Ontology annotation, cellular component: mitochondrion. The transcript is spliced from 4 exons.